UUUCUAUCAGUUACUUUUUUAUUUAGAUUAGAUUAGAUUUAAAUGUCUUUACUAUAUCCAGUUGAAUAAAAAAAGAAUGAUUAAAAACCGCUGAGUAAUUUAAAAUCCUUGGAAUGGGUAUGACUAAGAACAAAGUGCAGUUGGCUUCCCCUACACUUUGCCUAAAGCAGCAUGUGGAUGAUGUAACUUUAAGUUUUAGCCAAUGGCCAGCAUUCUGCUUAUCAAACUACAGUAGAUAAAAUAAAUAAGUGUUACAGAAAGUGAGGCAGAGCUGCUGGCUGUGUGCUCAGUUACAGUCAAAAUGAAGAAUAAAUCUACCAAUCUGCGUGUGCGGCUCCCUGCACUCAUUUUUGCAUUGGAGGUCAUGAUUGUGGUUCUCUAUGCAUUCUUUGUGACAUAUGAAGAUGAUGCUAAUGCACUUCUACAGAACAACCAGACAAAGCCAAUGGAGAACUCAUUGUAUCAGAACUAUCCAUUUUUUGCUGACAUUCAGGUGAUGAUAUUUCUUGGAUUCGGCUGCCUUCUGGCAUUUUUCCGACGCUAUGGAUUCGGUGGAAUGGUGUUUAACUUCCUAAUCGCCACAUUUACCAUUCAGUGGGCCAUUCUGGUGCAGGGCUUCUUUCAGUUUUACUCUGAUGGGAAGAUUCAUCUUGGUGUGCUGAAUCUGAUCAAUGCUGAGUUUGCCUGUGCUGUCGUGCUCAUCUCUUUUGGAGCAGUGUUGGGGAAGACGAGCCCUGUGCAACUCUUGAUCAUGGCCUUGCUGGAGAUCCCUGUGUUUGGGAUCACAGAAUGGGCUGUAGUGAAAUACCUGAAGAUCAACGAUGCUGGUGGCUCGAUCCUCAUCCACAUUUUUGCCUGCUACUUCGGACUGGGUGUCACCUUUGUCCUGUACAGGCCAAGUCUAAGCGAGGGACAUCCAAAAGAGGCGACAAGUUAUCAGUCAGACGUGCUAUCUGUAAUGGGAACCCUGUUCCUCUGGGUGUUUUGGCCCUCUUUUAACUCAGCGUUGACUUUCAAGGGUGACGACCAGCACCGAGCUGUUCUCCACACAUUCAUAGGUCUCAGUGCCUCUACAAUCACCGCCUUUGCUCUGUCCAGCAUGCUCAGCAAGAACGGCAAGAUCAGCAUGGCUGAUGUACAGAACGUUACGUUGGCUGGUGGAGUAACUGUCGGUGCUUCGGUGGACAUGAUGAUUUCGCCGGUCGCUGCUUAUGUGCUGGGCAUCUUGGGAUGCAUUGCAUGCAUGCUGGGGUACAAAUACCUGAGCCCGUUCCUGGCUCGCCGGCUGCGGUUGCAGGAUCAGUGUGGCAUACACAACCUGCACGGCCUGACGGGACUGAUUUCCAGCCUAGCCGGAAUCUGUGCCAUCCUGCUGGCGACCGAGGAAACGUAUGGCCCCAGUCUCUACCAGACCUUCUCUCAUCGGGCCCCUCCAGAAGGAGACCCUCUGCUAGCGAAGCUGCAGGAACUGAUCCCGGAUCUGGAAGCGGGUUUGGGUAGGACCGCACAGGAACAGGCCCUUUUUCAGGUGGCUGCUGUGUUCGGGACUAUUGCAGUGGCGGCAGUCGGGGGUUUGCUGACUGGUGUGGUACUCAAACUACCAUAUCUGGCUUCCCCCAGUGAUGAGAAAUGCUUCGAUGAUGAGCUCUUCUUUAAUGUUCCUCAAGACUACAACUGUGUAAACGGACCGCAGGACAUAUGGUCCUGUGUUCUCAAAGACACAAACAAGACUGAUGCUGAGUGAAGCAUGAAAAUGAGGAAUAAGUGUAAAUGACUGUUGUGAACUUCAGCACUGAGUACAGUGUAACUAACUAACUGUGAUUGUAUUGACCCCCCCACCCCCACACACACUUUUCUUUUUUUUUUUAUAUAUGAUAUAGAAUGAGUUUUGUAUACUGUGUAUCAAAAUAUAUAACAUGUAAUGUUUGAUUUUGAUAAAAUGUUUAUUUGUAGAAUAUAUUUUAUGAAUCAUCUAAUUCAUUGAUACAUUUCAGAUUACCCUUGUGAAAAAGAAGUAUGCUGCUCUUUAGCAAAAUAAAAAAAGAGUUAUUGAACAAUAUAUACUUUAAUGCAAGAUUUUGUGUUAUUUGCACCUGAAUUAAAAUAGUUUACAUUUAUUUUACAUGUAAUAGCUGAACUUAAGUAAGUUUUCUGACCCAAUUAAGUAGGAAUUAAAUGCAUCAUAACUUCAUAAUUACUUCUAUUGAAAUGUGGGAAAUUUGCUAAGCAAAAUAUAUUGUAUUGUAAUUUCUAUUGAAACAUCUAUCUCAUGUAUUUAUACAUAAUUGUAAUGAAGUCGCAAUGUAGUGCAUUUAAAAUACAUUCAUUAUAAUCCUUAGUAAGUACUUAAUAAGCAUAAAAUAAAUACUUAUUUAAAGAAUGACGAAAGACUGAUAAAACAUAAUAAUAUAAAAUGGACUUUACGGUAAAAUGCUGAAUUUAACAUUAUCACAAAGUGCAUUUAUUAAAAGUGUAAUUAAGUGUGUUAAGAAACACGAAAGUCUUUCUUUUUAGGUAUGCUUAUGUGGCUUUUUUAUAUCAGUAAUAUUAUCUGCAGUUUCUUCUUUUUUUUAACUUUAAAAUUUAAAGUGCACUACAAAUGUGAAAACACUAUAAAAUAUGAACUACAUUACAUUUUGAGAUGAUGAAUCUUGAUGAAAAGUUAUAAAUUAACAGUUUGACUGUAUUCCUUGGGGUCAUGCUUUAUCUCUUCUAUAUGUCUGUUUAGACAGAUAGAUAUGCGCAUAAACAUAUUAGCAUAUACUCAUAUACAGUUUUAUUGGAUGUACAGUAUAUAAAAUCAAUUGCUGCCGUUAGAAUUUUAACAAGUUAGGCUGUAAAUGCAUGCAGUUAAAUAAAGUGACAGUCUUUUGUGUAAUGCUGUAGGCUGCUCAGUGUCAGAGUUUUAAUGCUGACUGAUGACACUUUCUCAAAAUAUGCAACAUAUAAUUAUUUCACCUCAUUCGAAGAAUAUAAAAAAAAAAGAUUGUGUUCGAUUGUGAUUGCUGAAAGCAAUUUUUUUUGGUUGUUUUGGACAUUUGUCAUUUAAUUUAUUUUUUAUGUCU
Carassius gibelio (silver crucian carp) is the source of this 3065-nucleotide messenger RNA. Its product is annotated as ammonium transporter Rh type B-like. The coding region runs from base 302 to 1744 and encodes 480 amino acids. The record is from RefSeq and is a predicted model, not a curated record. Gene Ontology annotation, molecular function: ammonium channel activity. The transcript is spliced from 2 exons. Gene Ontology annotation, biological process: ammonium homeostasis; ammonium transmembrane transport. Gene Ontology annotation, cellular component: plasma membrane. NCBI's taxonomy places the organism in Eukaryota, Metazoa, Chordata, Actinopteri, Cypriniformes, Cyprinidae.